GAGCAGUCUUAGGGAAUGGGUGGGACACUAGUCAAAGAAGGGACGCACAAGAAUUCGUCGUUUCCUUAUUACAACCUGCAUUCGGCUUUGCUAAUGUCUAAUGAUUAAAGUUUAUGGGUUUUUUUCUAAUUACAGGACAAUUAUUUCUCAGAGACACUUGCAAGCGUUGUUUAUAACAGUACAUGCUUUAUGGGCUAAUCAAUGAUAGAACACAAUGCUGCAAGCUCGAACAAAAUGUCUCUUAAUGGAAAAAUUCCAAUGUCGUGCGAUCAGUACAGCCCUGGCCGUGGAACGCUGUCAUGUUGUGGGGCGGGCUGUCGAAUUUUUCCAUUAACAUGCAGAAAGGAAAAACAAACUGGGGUUCUGUGGCAUUGAAGAUAGCACAACGACCCAUGAGCCGUCAAGGGCUGUGCUUCCCCGAGAAAGCCGCGUACUGUUGGUGAGCAGAGAUACCCCGGUGUCACUUUCCGAGACUUUGAACCCAUUUCAUAGGCGCGAAUAUAUAAGAAUCUGCUCAUCUGCCUACAUGAACUUUUGGAAGAGGUUGGCGAAGCGGCGCCUCGGUUCGAGGCUGCUUUGUGUGUGUGUGUGUGUUUAACCAGAUGUUGAAGGCACCGGGAAACCUCAGUCCAAUGCACUGAAGAGCCGGAGUAUUGGCAGACGGAGAGAGAGAACGAGAGGAAGAGGAGAAGGAAGAGGAGGAGGAGGAGUGUGAAAGGGAUACCUAGCCCCUUCUCACGGCUGGGAGCUGAACUCCUUUACCUCCCUGACUGAACUGAGGCUGCCCGCGGUGGGUGUACAAUGCACGGGCAGUUCAGUCCUUUUCUGAAUGGAUCCGCUGCUUUGCUGAGGAGCUGAUCCUUGCAAGUGAAUGGAGCGAUAGUUCGCGUCGCCUUCCUGGAGUGUGGAUUAUACAGAGAUUGACCAACAGCAACAGGGGGGUGGGGGUUGGGGGGUAAAAAGAAGAGGGAACCCUUUGAUCUUUGAUUUUGCUAUUCAGCAACCUCUCCCUCUCAUUACCCACCCUCCUACCCCCACAACCAUGCUCUAUUUCCAGUUGGUCAUAAUGGCAGGGACUGUCAUGCUAGCUUAUUACUUCGAAUACACCGACACUUUCAACGUCCACGUCCAGGGAUUUUUCUGCCAUGACGGCUCCUACAAUAAGCCGUACCCUGGACCCGAUGAAAGCAGUGCCAUUCCUCCAGCUCUACUCUAUUCUCUCGUAGCCGGUGUACCCCCUGUCAUGAUAAUCGUGGGAGAAGUGGCUGUAUUUUUCCUUCAAUCAGUUACUAAGGAGUUUGGAAAUCGUGAGAAGACCAUAGUAACUGGAGAUUGUUGCUACAUCAAUCCACUCGUGCGCAGAACAGUUAGGUUUCUUGGAGUUUAUGCAUUUGGACUUUUUGCCACUGAUAUAUUUGUAAAUGCUGGACAAGUGGUGACAGGAAAUCUAGCCCCCCAUUUUCUCACAGUCUGUAAACCUAAUUAUACAGCACUGGGCUGUCAGCAUGAAUCUGUGCAAUUCAUCAACAGUGAAGAAGCCUGCACUGGCAACAUAGAUGCUGUUACAAAAGCCAGAAAAAGCUUUCCAUCCAAAGAGGCAGCAUUAAGUGUGUAUGCAGCCGUCUAUCUGGCAAUGUAUAUCACAUGUACUGUGAAGGCCAAUGGGACAAGGCUUGCAAAACCUCUCCUCUGUUUGGGCCUCAUGUGUUUGGCAUUUCUGACUGGAAUAAACAGGGUGGCAGAAUAUCGAAACCACUGGUCAGAUGUUGUAGCAGGAUUCAUCAUAGGAACAGCUGUAGGAGUGUUCUUGGUUGCAUGUGUGGUACAUAACUUUAAGGGAAGAAAUACGAUAAAUGAAAAACUACAGCCUGACAACGUGAUGGAGAUCCCUUUGAUUACUCUACCACAUGUGGAAAGUCCAUUAGGAAAAUUAAGUGCUGUACAGUCAUUUAAGAUACUGACAUCGCAAGACCAGCAUUUAUUACCCAUCCCUAGUUGAUACUGAGAAGGUGAUGGUGGAUCUUCUUGAAUUGCUCCAGUCCAUUUGGUGAAGGUGUUCCAACAAUGCUGUUAGGUAUCGAGUUCCAGGAUUGUGACCCAACAACAAUGAAGGAAUGAUGAUAAAUUCUGAUGUCGGGAUGUGUGUAACUUGAAGAUGAUGGUGUUACCAUACAUCAUUUGCCAUUGUUCUUCGAAGUCAUGGAGGUCACAGUUCAGGAAGCGCUGUUGAAGAAACCUUGGCAAGUUGUGUUGCAAGUACGUACUGUAGAUAGUACCUAUGGUAUGCCACUGGUGGACUGGUGGACAAAGUGCCAAUUAAAUGGACUUCUCGCCUAUUUUUCUGGUCAAUCUGUUUUCAGUGCUGCCGUCAAGCUCAGAACUAUGAACUAUGUGACAUACGUAUAAAAUCAAUGUACUUUAAGAGCUUCUGGAGUAAUGUAGUUGUGUAAGCAGAAUAUACACAAAGCAACAAAAUAAAAACUCCAUCAGAGAUUUUUCACAUUCUUGUCUAUCUAAUCAAGUAUGACAUUCAAACAUAAAAGAACUUUACUGAAUGAAAGGGAAGCAAUUUAACGUACAACUUUAUCGUAGCCAUAUAUCUUCUUCAGAAACUCUGCUAUUUUAUAAAGAGUAUCAUCUAGCUGUUUCUGUUUAUCUACAAGCAGGGAGUCAAAUAAAGAGAAACAGUACUUUGGUUUUCUGUUUUACCAACUGGAAAAAUGCUAAAAUGUUCAUGCCAUCCUCAGGACAAGCAAUGUUAAAUUCAAAAUGACUCCUGCUUGUUUUGGUUCAGGGCUGAUAAUAUGACAGAAAGAGUUGGUAUGGAAGCUCGGACCUACAUCAGCAAUGCCUAAUAUGUUCAGCUAGCUACAGUGAGAGCAGGAAAGCCCUAAAGCUCUAGAUAGUUUAAAUAAAUUAUCAUUAAUGACACCACUUUCCUUUCAAUUAGACGACUCCCUAGAAUGUGACUACAGCUUCUGAGCUGUGCUCAAGCCUUUAACCUUUCUACAAGAAUAAUAUUAUUGCAAUGAAACAACUUUACAUUGUUUUCCCCGGCUUUAUUUAAUUUCCCUUUUUAAAGGCACUAAAGGUUUUUUCCUGUCAGUAGGGUCAGAUGGUAGUGGUGGGGAGGGAGCAUGGCAGUUGAAUGAAUCACAGCGUUGUUAAGGGAGGAUCUUAUUCACUGAGUCCUGACAGAGAAAUAGAAAAGGGUUGAGAUGGAUAUUAAAUAUUUUUUCUAACCUAUGGCAAUAAAGGUGAGAGGCAUAUAAGCUUCACUGAGGACACAUAGGCUGUGAUUUUAAUAAGUAGGAAUUCACAGAAAUUGUGCAUAAACUGGAGUCAAAUUGAAAAUGAUAACAGCUGAAGAGUGGAUUAACAUAUUGCACUGGAAGAAUCAAUUCAUGCAGUAACUAACAACACACAGUGGUCUCUCUCACCAUCUCUGAAAUCAUGACAGACUGAAGUAGCUACACCUUCUGGAGUGUCCUUUUGAGGGGUCAGCUGAUGCCUGAACUGCAAAUGUAUUCCUGGGUUCACACUGGAUAUUGCUUCACAGGGGCUAGUGAUAGCAAUUGACACUCCCAUUGCGAAUCACUUCAGCUUUGCCAUUUGGAAAGCUAUGCUUCCCUAUUAAUGAAAUGGUUGUGCUAACUGCCUCUGGUGCAGAUAGCAAGGAAAAGAAACUGUCAGUUCGCAUCCAGCACUCAUGCAGAAAAAUCCAACUGCUAUACCACAGCGAGACCGACUGAGGAGAAAGGGAGCAGACCUUUGACCAUGAAUGCAUUAGAAACGCAGAAAAUAGAAUACACUUUUGAAGAUUAUUGGAUUUUGUGAUCAUUUAUUUUUAUAACUGUAAAAAUAUCAAUAUCAAGUAAGAAGAAGGUGCUGAGGAAUGCAGACACAAGAGCUAACAAAGUGAAAGUGCUAAACAGCCAGACCAAAAAGUAUUAAAAAACAUAAAAAUGUUUGUGGAAAACUAUAUCCACAUCACUUGCAUUUCCUCAUGACAGAAAGGCUGACAAGAAUAGGCUACACAUGAAUAGGCAUUAGUGUUAUGAAAGCUCCAGUGCUCUGUUAACACAAGCUCCAGCAUGGACUCUUGAUCACUUCUCAUAUUAGAUGAGAUAAUGCCUCCAUUAAAAUAGCACAAAGAGAAGAUGCCACACAAACGCAUUAAGUGAUCACCUUCCACCAUCUCCCAGCAGCAAUAAGUACUCUCUAAAGAUUUCACUUGUUUUUAUUUUUGACUAAUGAUAGAUUGUUCUUUGAAAUGUUGGAUUGUCCUAAUUUUUGUAGGUACUGGAAUCAAAGAUCUUGACUGUUCACUGAAUAAUUUAAGUUCUUGAAAUUAUGCCUUGGGAUGCUAACAUAUGAAUACAACUCACUUGUCUAAAAUUUGUAUCUGCACUAUUUAAUUGAGAAGUUAACUUGUUUAAAUUAAAUGAAUUAUCAUUUCUUACAUGAGUUCCAGAUGAUUGUGUUAAGUAUGCAUUUGUAAAUUAUUAUUCUAUGUCUUAAUUUCACAGCACAGGUGGCUAAAUCACCAGCUCCUUUAUAUAACUAUAACAACAAAUUAAACAUAAAAAUGUGUAAAUUAUUAAGUUGUAACUUAUCAUUGUAAAUUAUCAUUCAGGCUGGAAUACAAAUAACCAUCUCCUGUGUUAUAAAAGUCUACACUUUCUUUCAGUGAAUCCAUUAAUUUACAUGCAUUGUUCUAAAUCUUGAAAAUGUAAUGACCCAUGACCUAGAAGCAGUAAGAUAGAAAAAAAAUGUAAUUUUAAAAAUAUGCCUGUGGGAUUUGUAAUUAUUCUCAAGAAUGUUUGAAAAUAACUUUUAUCUGUUUGCAUCAAGUGCAAUCAAUUGUAUCUUUCUUGGAGAAUAAGAGAUACUGGUCCAAGUCACCUGGUGACCCUUGACCUGGAAGUACCAUUUGGAAAGAAGUUACCAUAUGGAUACUGUGUGGUCAAACACAAAAUAUAAUUCAAAGGAGGUACAGGAUGAAAGCUCAGAUGCAGACACAAAGAAAAAGUCAGAAAUAUGAACUCUUGUGAGAAAAAAAUCAUUUUCAGGAAAAGGUCAGUUUUUCUCUUUAAUUGUCAGCAAGUGGAAAGAAACAAGAGCCCUUGGAGUUACUGCAUAAGGUAACUUAACAAAAACAGAACAGGUCUGUGAAUAGGUUGUAAAUGCUGAAGAGCUGGGUGUUAUCUCAGGAGAGACCAAACCAUGAACCAGGGUGUUAUUUAUUGUUCAGUUGAAAAUAAGCUUUGGAAACCUACAAUGGCAGCACUGUUCUGUCUUGAGAGAGAGAGAGUAAUGUGCCUUGGAGAUAACAAUCACCCUUAGUGAAACUCAAAGUGGAAGGAUGUUAUUGGAAAAGACUCCUGUUGAACACUGUCAAAUAAAGAAUGCCAUUGGAACUGGGGAGUAUGAAGUGCUGCAUUUAUGUGAGGAGUGAUGUGAGUGCCUCUGGCUGUAUAUUUGUUAUAUUAAAUAUUUCAAGUGAAAUUGA
This is a messenger RNA of Chiloscyllium plagiosum (whitespotted bambooshark), 5512 nucleotides long. Its product is annotated as phospholipid phosphatase-related protein type 5-like. Gene Ontology annotation, molecular function: phosphatidate phosphatase activity. Gene Ontology annotation, cellular component: plasma membrane. Gene Ontology annotation, biological process: phospholipid dephosphorylation; signal transduction; phospholipid metabolic process. The record is from RefSeq and is a predicted model, not a curated record. Lineage: Eukaryota; Metazoa; Chordata; Chondrichthyes; Orectolobiformes; Hemiscylliidae.